Molecule: messenger RNA, 1835 nt
Organism: Sesamum indicum (sesame)
Lineage: Eukaryota; Viridiplantae; Streptophyta; Magnoliopsida; Lamiales; Pedaliaceae
Product: E3 ubiquitin-protein ligase BOI
Molecular function (GO): ubiquitin-protein transferase activity
Source: RefSeq, a predicted model, not a curated record
AGAGAGGGGAAGAGGAACCAGUAAUCCGUAGCCAAAACCAAGAAAAAGUAAAAGAGACGGAUUUCAGUGGUUGGGGAAAACGAAAAGGGAGCGGCCGUACAGUCAGACAAACAAACAAACAGUGAAAAUGAAUGAGAGAGAGAAAGAGAACAAAAAUUUAGGCCAAAAUAUGGAGAAGGUGGGGAAGAAGAUUUCUUCAACAGCAACGAUUGAUUAGUGAGUCAGUCACUCCUCACACCAACUACAAGAAAUCAUCAAUACCAACAGAAUGGAAUCCGUCUCUUUUCCCUUUUCUUUAUUUCUUUGCCUUACCCCAAACAACAUCCACAGCAAUAACAACUCUUCCCACCACCAUCUCCACCACCACCAUCCACUUUCAUUAUUAUGCCAAUUAUUAUUCUUAUUCCCAUUCUUUCUCUCUCUCUUUCAUUAUUGUUCUUGCCUACCACCAUCUCUUCUUUUGCUGCCCAUUUCCCUUGAAGCAAGAGGAAUUUUUCUUCCUUUUUCGCUUUUUUUGAGUAAAUUAAACGGUAAUCUCCGGGGGGUAUUUUUUUCUUCCUUUUUCUUUUUUAAUUUAAAAAAAAAAUUCUAGCCCGGAUAUAGAUUAUCUGAAUCUGAGCUGAUUUUCGGAAGAUGUUAGGAGGAGGUGGAAAUAAUAGAAACACAAUGUUCCCUGGUUUUAUGGAGGAAAAUCGUGUUCCGUAUGAUAACAAUACAUUGCCUCAACUCCAGUUGUUUGGGCAUGUUCCAAUAGGUGCUGCUGUUGGCACUGUAAACUGUAUGGGUAACGGGCAGGCACCCACUGAUAGUCGCCCAAUCAACAGAGUUGGGGAAGGGGAUACUUUGUCUAUGCAGCAGAAGCUUCACAUAUCUUUGAAUAACAACUUUUGUCAGGAUGAAGCUGGCAAUAUUGGAACUGUUUUAAAUCCUAAUCCCGUUUCAACUGGGCUCAAGCUUUCUUGUGAGGAAGAAGAGCGAAAUUCCUCUGUUACUUCAGCCUGUGAGAAUAUGAAAAACAAUCUUCCUGCUGUGCUUUCCCUUGGUAACACUAUCAAAAUGGAGAUAGAUCGACAGACAGAAGAAUUUGGCCGAUACAUUAAACUUCAGGAGGAGAAUAUCUUGAAGGGCGUGAGAGAGAUAAAUCAACGGCACACCGUCUCUUUACUGAAUGCUUUGGAAAAAGGCAUCAACAGGAAAUUGCACGAGAAGGAGCUCGAAAUCGAGAGUAUGAACCGAAAGAACAAGGAGCUGGGAGAUCGGAUAAAGCAGGUUGCCAUGGAAGCCCAAUCGUGGCACUACAGAGCAAAGUACAAUGAAUCCGUUGUAAAUGUCCUCAAGAGCAAUAUUCAGCAGCUCUUGGCACAAGGCACGGCCCAAGCUCGUGAGGGUUCUGGAGACAGUGAGGUCGAUGAUGCAGUUUCUUGCUCGAAUCAUCAGAGAAUCAUUAGCGGCUCUGGAAAUCAAGGGCUCCAAAACCAUCCACCGAAAUGCAGAGUUUGCAAUGGUAAAGAAGUCUGUGUCUUAAUAUUGCCUUGCCGGCACUUGUGUCUGUGUAUCGAUUGUGAAGGUUUCAUCGACGUUUGCCCUGUGUGCCAGGUAAUGAAGACUGCAAGUGUUCAUGUAUACAUGUAAUGCAAGAACGUAUCGGAGCACUUGCAGUCGUCAUUACAGUUCUUCAAAUGAGGUUUGUACAAACUUCUUGUGAAGAAAUUCUUACAUCAAAUGGGGUUGAUUCAUAAGUGUAGUGUUUCUAUCUGUUUAUGUCGGUGGAUGUUCUUCUUGUACCUGUUGUUCUUGGGCAUGGAAUAUAAAAUCUGCAACUUGCCUAAGCCCUA